Molecule: messenger RNA, 2940 nt
Organism: Naegleria lovaniensis
Lineage: Eukaryota; Heterolobosea; Eutetramitea; Acrasida; Naegleriidae
Exons: 1
Coding region: 1-2940 (979 amino acids)
Source: RefSeq, a predicted model, not a curated record
AUGUUUGCUGAUGAUGGUGUUGUGCUAUCACCCAAGCAAGGAAGUAAGGAACGAACCGCUUCCAAAAGCUCUCCUCAUUCUGAAGAAAAGGGACAUCAGAUUCAAUAUGAAGUACCUUUCCAAGCACCCUCCGUUGAAGAGGAAAUGGAGUGCUUGGCAAAUAUUUGUGAAUGCCUUGGGUCUUGCCUUAGUAAUAUAAAAAGAUAUUUAAACCAGCUAGAUGAUGACUUGAAUAUGGAUUUCGUUGAUCAAGCCCUUGAGUGCUUCCAACUGGCUUUAACUUUGCUGUCUUCAGACCCUGAGCCGAACAGACUCAAGCAUCUUGUAUUCGGAUCAAGCCAAAACGAGGACUUUUCAGAACAGUCCAUCAUUUCGUUGCUUCUCGAUUAUAUUGCUCUCCCUUCCUAUUUUAGACCAUCUGCCCUUAACGAAUUCUCAAUGGAUCAAAGUGCACAAACUGAAAUUGCUAAUGAAAUUGAUCAGUUGCUGAAUCAUCUUAAGGUAUAUGCUUUGAAAUGUUUAAGCAAGUUGAUCAGUAUUUGCUCCUUCGAAUCAAGAAAUUUGUACAUGGAAACAUUAGGUGAGUCGGUGAUAAAAUCUCUGUCCAAGUUGUGUGCUGAGAGCAUUGUUCAAGAUCAUGGAGUCGAAAUCAUGCUUGAUUAUUUGAGUUCUAGCGACCAAAUACGUGAACCAAGUGAUCCUUCGCUUGUUGGAAAUGCGAUCGAAAAUGAAGAAUUGAGACUAGCUGUGGCAGAAUGCUUGUUUUUCUUUGUUGUAAGAAAUGAGGUUGGAAGGUUAGCUGUUCUCAUUCAGAGAGGAAUUCCAAGGUUCCUGAAAUGCUUGGAGCAGGAGCCCAACCAAUUAAUUAGAUGUUAUUGUUGUGCCAUUUUACGAGAAUUCAGCUCUUCCUUCCCUGAAGAAAUGUUGAAGGACAACGCGAUUCAAGUUUGUGUCAAGGUGCUUAAUGCAGACCCAAGUCUUGAAGUUAGAGCCCUUUGUGCAGAGUUGUUAGAGGUUUUAUUUAAAACCGAACCAAAAGCAUUUCAAUUUGUUUCCGUCCCAACGCUGUGCAAAGUACUAAACGACAGGUUACAGAAAGAAACUUCCAGAGAUGUGCUUGAAGCCACUUGUAAACUAUUAGAAACGUUGUUUACCUCAAAUCUAGCUGGAUCCAACGACCCUGUCCUUCUCGUUCAUGAAGAAUUCAUUCAAAAAGGUUAUUGGAAGUCAUUCAUUAGAGUGCUGAAACAGUGCUCACCAAGACCUGCCUCCCUUGCAACGCGUGCAUUCAGGUAUCUCUUGCAGUUUGCUCCUUCUGAUCAACGAUUGGCAAGAGAAGUAGUUUCCCAUUUCCAGUCUUUAUCUAUAUUGUUGAAAGCUUGUCUUGAAUCAACGAAAACAAACGAGCAAAAGCAGCUUAGUUCAACCAACGUUGCGAACAAGCUUCUAAAGGUUGAAUUGUCCAUUAUUAUGGCGUUGUUAUUUGUGCAGAGUCCUUUUUCAAGAAACCAGAUUCAUAACGAGCUAAAAGCAUUUCCAUUGUGGAUGUCAACUUUAAGGGGAGCUUUGUUGAAGCACUUAGGUUUUGCAGAAAUGGAUUACUUCUCAGAUUUGAAGAUAAUUGAUGAAAACGGUAGAAAUGUUAUUGCAGCCUUUGCAGCAAAGAGUAGCUUGCAACUAAACAGUGACAUCCUAAAGGAGAUUUUUGAAGCUCAAGAAUCAGAAAACAUUUAUUUUGACGACACCAAUUCAACUGGGAUAGCAAACGAGCAUGAUGGAAAGAUUAAUCACUUCAUUCUUAGUUUUGCUCUUCACACAACAUUGACUGUGAAAGAGCCACAUGUAACUUCCAACAUUUCUUCUCCAAGCAGAAUCACCAAAACACCUUCUAAAACACCUUCCAAGACCUCAUCAAGAAUUCUUGAAACGGAACCAUCUUAUAUGUCGUCGGACACAUCUUUUACACCAAGACAAAAGACCACUAACGAAAGCUCAUUCAACACUUCCAUGAAUUCAGACGAUUCUUUUAUUCAACAAUUUGGAAAAGUUUUGACAAAGCAUGAGGUGAUAGAAAUUGAAGAACACUCUGCUUCUGAUUCAUCAUCUUUCAGCAAGAAGGAGCUGAGUAACAGCCCAAAAACCUCACUCCCAAGCCCAUCAUCGGCGAGACGAUCAAGUCAACAAGCACUGGCUUUUACUUCCAACUCCUCCUUUGAAAACACUGUAUUCCCUGAAUCGUUAAUCAAUGCAAGAAGUAUAGUUUCGAGGGCAAGUGUGAACAAGGCUCUCCAAAAAAAGGAAUUUGACAAUUCUGUUUUUCUUUGCAAGGUGUUUGGCGUUUGGUAUGAGAGUCAUGAGAUGAAGAUUGAAAGACAAAAAGCACAGGACAGUUUUGUAAAGGCGCAUAGGAUGGCUGCGAACACAACAGGUUUAAAAAUCAUACCGACUGGAUUCGUAAAUACUCCAGACGGUCUUGUUUUAAGAUAUCAGCCCAAUGAAUCUCCACAAAAACUGACAAAGCAUUGGACUGACGAAGAUGUUAAACUGUCAGAUGUCUUCACAUUUGAAGUUCCGUUCGACGAUUUCACGGUUGAAAGAGUGGAAAGAGUUCACCAAGCUCUUGCACGCCACUGUAAGCUAGUUAAGAAGUUACUUGUUUGCUGUCCCAAAUCACCUAAGAAUCGAAGAACUUUCUUGAUGGACAUGAACCUGAAUAUCAUGCCAAAAUCUAAUCAGAUCAUUGAGGAAUUGUUAUUAUUAAUGAAAGAAUAUGGUGUAGAAAAUAUCAAGAUGCCAAUUUAUUUGUGGAAAGGAAAGGAAAGGAAGGACACUUCUUUGACACAAUAUAAUAUUUUGGAAAUACUUGAAUUUGUUAAGAUUCAUAUCGCAAAUCAUUGCCAGCUUCCAAUUGACAACCCUAAUGUCGAAACUAAGGUUUAA